UUGCGCGCAGAAGCGUCCAGGUAAAGGGGGUGCGCGGAGGUUCGUGGUGCAAUGCCGCAGGCUGGUUGCGAGGCGCAGAUUGUACCAUUUCCUCAGGCUCCCCUCCUCGUGCACUGCGGCGAACGCUGCCCCUUUGCACGGCAACAGCGGCUGGAUAAUAACAAUAUUAUUACAGCCCGGGAACCUCUGCAUGACCGGCCCGUCUUUUAAAACAAGGCAAGCAAACGCCACCCCGCCAUGUCGGUUGCCUUUGCUUCUGCUCGCCCGAGAGGCAAAGGAGAGGUCACCCAGCAGACUAUCCAGAAGAUGUUGGAUGAAAAUCAUCAUCUGAUACAGUGCAUUAUGGACUAUCAGAGCAAGGGCAAAACAGCAGAAUGUACUCAAUACCAACAAAUCUUACACAGAAAUCUGGUUUACUUGGCCACCAUAGCAGACUCUAAUCAGAAUAUGCAGUCCUUACUGCCUGCUCCACCAACACAAAACAUGAACCUCGGCCCAGCUGGAAUGAGUCAGAGUGCCUCCAAUCAGUCCCUCCAUUCGCAGAGCAACCUCAGUGAUGCCAUCAGCACAGGGCUUCCACCUUCCUCUCUCAUGCAGAGUCAGAUUAGCAAUGGUCCCAACCAUGUAUCUAUGCAGCAGUCGGGCCAGAAUACCAUGCCCACGACUUCCCUGAGCAUGAGUCUCAGUAGCCAUGGAACUGGGCCCACUUAUAGCCACACAGUGCCUGCAUCUCAGAGCGUCGCCAUGCAAGGCCAGGGAUCGAUCGGCAACUACGUCUCGCGAGCGAAUCUCAGCAUGCAGUCCAACCCAGUUUCCAUGAUUCACCAACAAGCAGCAACAUCACAUUACAACUCUCCACAAGCAGGAACACAACAUUACCAAGGGCAGUCUUCCAUUGCCAUGAUGAGCCAGAGUAAUCAAGGAAACAGCCUCAUGGGGCAGCGGCCAAUGGGCACUUAUCGGGCUUCACAGCAAGGUUCUUCUCAGCAGUACAUGGGUCAGGAGGAAUAUUAUAGUGAGCAAUACAGUCAUGGACAAGGGUCAUCAGAACCCAUGAACCAGCAAUAUUAUCCUGAUGGCCAUGGUGAUUAUGCGUAUCAGCAGUCGUCUUAUUCUGAGCAAAGCUAUGAUCGAUCAUUUGAGGAUUCCACACAGCACUACUACGAAGGAGGGAAUUCUCAGUACAGCCAGCAGCAAGCCGGAUACCAGCAAGGAGCUGCCCAGCAGCAAACAUAUUCCCAGCAGCAAUACUCAAACCAACAAAGUUAUCCAGGACAACAGCAAGGAUAUGGUCCUGCCCAAGGAACUUCAUCACAGUAUUCUAGUUACCAACAAGGACAGGGCCAACAGUAUGGAAGCUACAGGGCUUCACAGACUGGACCAGCCGCGCAGCAACAGAGAUCUUAUGGCUAUGAGCAGGGCCAGUAUGGAAACUAUCAGCAAUAAAAUGACAAGCGCCUGUGUCAGAUUUGUUUCAAUGUUUAUGUCCAUUUUUGGAACUUGGAUGUAUGGGCAAGUUUUUUUUUCUUUUUUUUUAAAUGAUUGAUGGAUGGAUCAUAAGAUGUUGGAUACCGCUGUAGCACAAAGAAGCGUUUGUAUGUGAAAUAGUAUUCAUUUCAUGCUGGAUAUGAAACAGUGCAUUCCUGGUAACAAGGCAACGUUUGAAUGGUUUGGUACGUUUUGGUGCUGUGAAUAAUACUUCCAGAGGUUCUUCCGUCACUUGUUCCCACCUCCUCUUUUGAUGUAUUAAACUCAUUUUAGAAAUCAA
This is a messenger RNA of Candoia aspera, 1768 nucleotides long. It is a transcript of the gene SS18L1, whose product is annotated as SS18L1 subunit of BAF chromatin remodeling complex. Gene Ontology annotation, biological process: positive regulation of dendrite morphogenesis. The transcript is spliced from 11 exons. Gene Ontology annotation, molecular function: transcription coactivator activity. NCBI's taxonomy places the organism in Eukaryota, Metazoa, Chordata, Lepidosauria, Squamata, Candoiidae. The record is from RefSeq and is a predicted model, not a curated record. Bases 238 to 1446 code for a protein of 402 amino acids.